Messenger RNA from Pseudogymnoascus destructans, 330 nucleotides. RefSeq lists its product as uncharacterized. The record is from RefSeq and is a predicted model, not a curated record. Bases 1 to 330 code for a protein of 109 amino acids. Lineage: Eukaryota; Fungi; Ascomycota; Leotiomycetes; Thelebolales; Thelebolaceae. The transcript has 2 exons.
AUGUCCACAUCGGCGUUCUAUUUACAAGGACCCGCUCUAUCCAGCCCAAGAAGGCACAGGGGAAUCUACUGGUGCUCUGAGGAAGCCAAUGGAGAGAAUUCAGAGGAGGACUCUGGGGAAGAACCCGAGGAAGACUCAGAUAAAGAUGACUCUGACGAAGACUCUGAGGACAACUCUGAUGGGGAAGAUUAUGACAAGGGAGAUGGACGACAGGAGAAAAGGCCAGUUGGUAAAGUGUCCAAAAGUGAAGAAUCAACCUCUUGCUACAAGGUUGUUAACAACGAGCAAGAUGACCAGGAUAUAUUGGUAUUUGAAAUUUUCUUUAAUUAA